This is a messenger RNA of Oryzias melastigma (Indian medaka), 1557 nucleotides long. RefSeq names its product UBX domain protein 1 (gene ubxn1). Gene Ontology annotation, molecular function: protein binding. The record is from RefSeq and is a predicted model, not a curated record. The transcript has 10 exons. NCBI's taxonomy places the organism in Eukaryota, Metazoa, Chordata, Actinopteri, Beloniformes, Adrianichthyidae. The coding region runs from base 155 to 1075 and encodes 306 amino acids.
AGUUUAACCUGGAGUUAGGCAAAUAUUCAUACACGAAUUGUUAAAUUGCAUUCUAAUUUCUGUCUUAGUUGAAUUGAAGUCAAAACGCGAUUUUGUGCUGUAUGACACAACUGGCUUUCCGUACCGAUGAAGCGGUCUUAACUAAUGUGUCGUGAUGGCGGAGCUAACAACUCUCGAGAGCCUGCUUGAGAUGGGCUUUGACAGAAACAGGGCGGAGAGAGCUGUGGCCAACACGGGGAACCAGGGAAUAGAACAAGCUAUGGACUGGUUAAUGGCCCAUGAGAACGACCCAGACAUCGAUGAGCCCUACGUUCCUCCUGCGGGGAAUGUCCUGGGAGAAUCUGCAGACACUCAGACCAGCACAGAGCAGCCCGCACGGGGAGACCCCGCUGAAGGAACAGCAGAAGGAGAUGGCAGCUUUGCUGAAAAUGAGGAGAAUAAGCAGCCGAUGUCGGAGGAGGAAAAGCGGGAACAAGUCAAAAGACUAGAGGAGCUUAUGCGAGUGAAGCAGGCGGAGAGGCGAGAGCGGGAGCGCGCCGAGGAAGUGGAGCGAGAGAAGCAGAGGAGGAGACAGGGCCAAGAGCUGCAGCAAAUCCGCCAAAAAAUACAAGACGACGAGAUGAAGAAACUGGCUGAUCAGCGCAGGAGAGAGAAGAUGGAGGACAAAAUGGCCAGACAAAGAGUCAAAGACAAGAUCGCACGGGACAGAGAGGAGCGAGCUCAAAAGUUUGGGGGCGGUGCUGCCCCGAGCACAGCCGCCUCGUCUCAACCUACCUUACCCAGUCCAUCCUCCCCCACCAGUCAGGGCCCCCCACCCAGUAAAAAGGAGUACGAUGAGUCCAGGAUACAGGUCCGCCUCCUGGAUGGCUCGACCAUCACAACAGCCUUCAAGGCUCAGGAACCUCUGGCUGCAGUGCGGGUCUACAUACAGAUGAACAGUAACACCCCAGAGGGUCAGGAUUUCACGCUGCUGUCGCCCUACCCUCGCCACGUUUACACUGAACAGGACAUGGAGAAGCCGCUCAAAGAGCUGGGUUUGGUGCCUUCAGCUGUGCUGGUCGUCACCAAGAAAUGAGAACAUGAGGAUCUGCUGUGGUCUACCUCACCACCUCCAUCAACCCCAUAAACACCUAAAACAGAAGGAUCCACAACACAACUGCCACCUUUUGGUGUCACUCAGUAAGCCAGCUGUUUGACCUUCAGAAGUCUAGAGACUCUGAAAUGUAUAUAUGAAGAAGAAAAAAUGCCUCUAGAAGCACUGAACCCCGCCUCCUGUUGGUUGGUGCUUACAGCAAGCUGGACCUCAAACUUUCACCGACUGAAGAAAGCAGACAGCUGGCUUCUGACUGAAACCUCCUCCAGGAUCAGUUUCAGAAAAGUCCUUCAUUUUUAACCGGAUCCUUUUGCUUGGACCUUAGAGAUAAAUCCCAUUCUUCCUGAUUUUGUAAGAUUUCUGCCUUUUUUUUUAAUGGUUCAGAUGUAUCAACAGUUCUGUCACCAAAAUUCACUGACAAUAAAGCUGACUUGGAGAACAGAGAGAUCCAAGUUUUUAAAACA